Messenger RNA from Phytophthora sojae, 1101 nucleotides. RefSeq lists its product as hypothetical. Gene Ontology annotation, molecular function: fatty acyl-CoA hydrolase activity; long-chain fatty acyl-CoA binding. Gene Ontology annotation, cellular component: cytosol. Bases 1 to 1101 code for a protein of 366 amino acids. The record is from RefSeq and is a predicted model, not a curated record. The transcript has 5 exons. Gene Ontology annotation, biological process: fatty acid metabolic process; acyl-CoA metabolic process. NCBI's taxonomy places the organism in Eukaryota, Oomycota, Peronosporomycetes, Peronosporales, Peronosporaceae.
AUGGUGCUCAAGAAGCUGCUGGGCACGGCGCAGGACCUGUGGCGGAUGCGCCGCAUGCCCGCGCAAGUGCGCGCCAAGGACACGCGACUGGCCUUCACCGACAUCAUCGGCGACGAAAGCCAAAAGGGAAGAUGGCUGCGCACCGGCCCCAUCCUGGAGCUCAUGGACGUGCUGGCUGGAACGAUCUCCUCUCGGGUGUCGCUGGGCCCCACGGCCACCAUCUCAUUCGACCGCGUGGACCUGGUGAAGCCCGUGUUCCACGGAGACCUGGUGCGCGUGGAGGGCGAGGUAAUCGGCCUUAGCAACUCGUCCAUGGCCGUGCAGGUGAGCGGCUACCGACGCGACGUCCCCACGGGCACGUUCCAACACACGCACGACGCCAUCAUCACGAUGGUGGCCAUCAACCGCUUCGGGCGGCCGAGGAAGGGUCUUCCGCAGCUCUUCGACGCGGAGAAAGCCGACUACUGCCUCAAGAUGAGGGAGGUGGCUCACAAGCGCAGGGAGCUGGCCAAGAGAUGGAUGAAGGAGCAGGACGCGGUGGACUUGAUCCCCUUUAUCGGGAGCAACGACUUGCUCCCGGGUGAGACUAAGGACGACUACGUCUCCAUCAGCGACACGGAGAUUGAAGUGCGCAACUGGUUCCUGCCCCGCAACCUCAAUAUUAACGAGACGGUGUUUGGAGGAGACCUGCUGACCUGGAUGGACCGAGCUGCGCUGUACUGCGCCCAGAACUUCACCAAAUCGGAAAAGAUGGUGACCAUCGCUAUGAACCGCGUGUUGUUCAAGCUGCCGAUUUCCGUCUCGGAUGUUGUGACGGCGCGCGCCCGCGUCGUUAACGUUCGUCGCUAUCGUCUGGAGGUAGAGGUGGAGGUGUUCGUCCACUCGGUCGUGGAUGGUGGAGAACGCAAGUCGCACAGCGGAUACUUUACGGUGCUGAACCUGGACGAGAAGGAUGCGUUCAAACAGAUCGACAAGGGGUUGAAGAUUGACGAGGACAACCAGCGUGAGAUGCGGAUGCUCCUGAAGGCGCAGAAGCGUCUGGAGUUCGCCGAGGAGGACAAGAACCUGCACUCGCUCGAGACUUUGGAGCCUCGGCUGUGA